Lacerta agilis (Sand lizard) is the source of this 2901-nucleotide messenger RNA. It is a transcript of the gene AFAP1, whose product is annotated as actin filament associated protein 1. Gene Ontology annotation, molecular function: SH3 domain binding; SH2 domain binding. NCBI's taxonomy places the organism in Eukaryota, Metazoa, Chordata, Lepidosauria, Squamata, Lacertidae. Gene Ontology annotation, cellular component: cytosol. The record is from RefSeq and is a predicted model, not a curated record. The coding region runs from base 56 to 2521 and encodes 821 amino acids. The transcript is spliced from 19 exons.
CCUGCGCUGCUUCGGCCGCGUCUGCAGCCGCCGCGGGACCAGGCGGGCGCCAGCCAUGGAAGAACUAAUAGUUGAACUACAGCUGUUUCUUCAGCUUCUGGACCAUGAAUACUUAACAACCACAGUCAGGGAGAAAAAGGCAGCUUUGAGUAACAUUCUUCUGAGGAUACAAUCAUCAAAAGGUUUUGAAAUAAAAGAAAAUGCACAGAAACAAGAGGUUACAAGUAACUUACCUGCUCCUCCUCAGAUGCCUCUACCAGAGAUUCCUCAGCAAUGGCUGCCACCAGAUAAUGGUCCACCGCCAUUACCUUCCUCAUCCCUUCCUGAAGGUUACUAUGAGGAAGCAGUGCCACUCAGUCCAGGAAAGGCUCCAGAAUACAUCACAUCCAAUUACGAUUCUGAUGCUAUGAGCAGCUCUUAUGAGUCUUAUGACGAAGAGGAUGAGGAUGGGAAAGGGAAGAAAAUGAGACACCAGUGGCCUUCUGAAGAAGCAUCGAUGGACCUUGUUAAGGAUGCUAAAAUCUGUGCCUUCCUUUUAAGAAAGAAGCGAUUUGGACAGUGGACUAAACUGCUUUGUGUGAUCAAAGAAAACAAACUACUGUGCUAUAAGAGUUCCAAGGACCAACAGCCUCAGAUGGAACUUUUGUUGAGUGGCUGCAGUAUUACAUACAUUCCCAAAGAUAGUAAAAAGAAGAAGCACGAGCUGAAAAUCACCCACCAGGGGCAAGAUGCUUUAGUGCUUGCUGUACAGAGCAAGGAGCAGGCAGAUCAGUGGCUGAAGGUAAUUAAGGAAGUUUGCAACAACUAUAUUGGAGCUACAGAUUCAGAUGGACCUUCAUCUAAUUCUCCUGUUCACAAGACUGAACUGGAAAAGAAACUAUCUUCAGAAAGACCAAGUUCUGAUGGUGAGGGGAUUGUAGAAAAUGGAAUAGCUGCCAUCUGUAAUGGAAAAGAGCAAGUAAAGAGGAAAAAGAGCUCUAAGACAGAUUCCAAGGGCACUGUGUCUAAAGUAACAGGGAAGAAGAUAACUAAGAUAAUUGGCUUAGGAAAGAAGAAGCCCUCCACAGAUGAACAAACCUCAUCAGCUGAAGAAGAUAUCCCCACUUGUGGAUAUCUUAACGUGCUCUCAAAUAACCGGUGGCGUGAGCGCUGGUGCAGAGUGAAAGAUAAUAAGCUCAUUUUCCACAAAGACAGAACGGAUCUAAAGACCCAUAUUGUCUCUAUUCCUCUCUGUGGCUGUGAAGUUAUUCCAGGGUUGGACUCCAAACACCCCUUGACCUUCCGCCUGCUUCGAAAUGCACAGGAGGUUGCCGUAUUAGAGGCUUCAUCUUCAGAAGACAUGGGCAGGUGGAUUGGUAUUUUGCUGGCUGAAAGUGGCUCAUCUGCAGAUCCUGGCACUCUGCACUAUGACUACAUAGAUGUGGAUGUGACGGCAAGUGUCAUUCAAGCCGCAAAACAGACCUUCUGUUUUAUGAACAGACGGGUUCUGUCCACUAAUCCUUAUCGAGGGAAUGCUGCCAAUGGCUAUGCGUGUCCCAGCGGGAUGGCACUUCAUUAUGACGAUGUUCCUUGCAUAAAUGGAUCAGUAAGAAUUGAUUUUUGUUGGGAACCGGAAGAUGGCUUUCCUGCUUCUCGUGGCAGAGACAUGAGAGAAGAUGGGCUUUAUGAUAAUAUGGGCCUGUACGAUAACUUGCCGUCUCCGAAAAUCUUUGCACGCUACCCACCAGCAGACCGAAAAACCAAUAGGUUAUCUACUGACAAACUGUCCUCUAACCACUAUAAAUAUCCUGUCUCAUCCAAUCUGUCUUCUGCUCAAUCUGUCACUAAUACCUCUGCUGUGGGGAGGGGAUCUGUGUCACAGUUUAAAGGAAAGAAGGCUUCUGCAGCUACAAAUGGAAUAAUGGGGAAAGCUAGAACAUUAAACAACCCACAAAAGAAAUUGGAAUCUGCUUCAAAUGUGAAACGGAGCAAUUCUAAUGCUGAACAGUACAAAUAUGGAAAGAACCGGGUUGAAGCAGAUGCAAAGAGGUUGCAGACCAAAGAGGAGGAGCUGUUGAGGAGAAGAGAAACUCUGAGGAAUCGCCUGGCUCAGCUUCGAAAGGAAAGGAAAGACCUUAGAGCAGCCCUGGAAGCGAAUGCUGGUAGGAAAACCCUAAUUAUCCUUGAAGAUAAACUAAAGAAGUUGGAAGAGGAGUGUAAGUUGAAAGAGUCUGAACGUGUCACUCUGGAACUAGAGCUGACAGAGGUGAAAGAGAAGCUGAAGAAAGCCUUGGCUGGUGGCAUCACAUUGGGACUGGCGAUCGAGCCUAAAUCUGGAACCUCAACUGCACAGUCUCCAGUUCUAAGGCAUCAGACCCUGGAGAAUUCACCUAUCUCCAGCUGUGAUACAAGUGAUACUGAAUGUUCUGUGCCUGUGAACAGUGCCAUAGUCCUGAAAAGACAUUCCUCCUCAAGCACUUCUCCAUGCAGAGGCCAUGUGCUUCAGAAGGCAAAGGAAUGGGAGAUGAAAAAUGGAACAUAAAGAAGUAAAAUCGUCACUAGUGCCCUGUUUGGUAUGGCUCAAGAUGGACUGAAGAAGAUUUACUGCACCAUGAUACAAAGGGUUUGUCAAUCCUGUUCAGUUAGUGGUCAAUAUAGUUUAAUACAGCCAAGAGGAGGGCCAUCUUGAAUGUGUCAUUUUUGUUACUGUGACACUUCUUACGGAAAUAACAUAAUAUAAAAGGAACAUUUUAAAUGGUUAUGUAGAUGGAUCAGGUUAAACUAGCAAUUGUCUUGGAUGGAAUUUGAGAUUGGCAUGUUUCAGUACUCAUUUGAAAUAGUUUUAGAUAGCUUUAAUCAUUUGGUACAAGAUCAGAUGUUGGCUCUCUGUAGAAGUUGCUGGAUAAAUGUGGGGAUUCUCAA